UUGUAUUGCCAAACUAGAAAAAGAGUUAUCGCCCCACUACAUAUAAUCUAAAUACAUAUAAUCACUAUCAUAUAAUUGACUAAAUUUGUUAUGAAUAUAUAUUAUCUGUGUACUCCUAACGGAGAUGUAUUGAACUAAUUGGUAGACACGUGAGAACUUGUACGUCUUUCGCAUUAGAUAGGAGAUACUAUUUAUUGUGGUUUAUUUUGAUAAAUUUAAGAGUAAUAACAAACUAUUCAACAACAAAUAAAUGUAAAUUGUUUAGUAUUGCAAUCUUAUACAGAAUAAAAAAUGUCUUCGUGGAAAAAAGCAGCAAAAACUGGCAAAAAAACUUAUAAUGAACGACACCAGCCGGAUUCUCGAAAACAUCUUGGACUUUUAGAGAAAAAAAAAGAUUAUAAAUUAAGAGCUCAAGAUUAUAAUGAAAAACAAGAAAUUCUAAAACUUUUAAAAAAAAGGGUUUUAAAUAAAAAUCCAGAUGAAUUUUAUUUCCAUAUGAUUAAUUCAAAAGUAAGAAAAGGAAUUCAUCGAGAAAAAGACAAGCCUAAGGAGUAUACUGAAGAACAAAUGAAACUCAUGAAAACACAGGAUCUCAAGUAUAUUGGCUUUAAAAGGAAUCUUGAAUAUCGAGCGAUUGAAAAAAUGCAGAGUCAAUUACAUGCAAUUGAUGCAGCAAAUAAAACUCCAAACAAACAUAUUUUUUUUGUUGAUGGAAAUGAAGAAGAAAAAAAUUUUGAUGUAGCAAAGAAAUUACAAACACAUUCAGCAUUACUAGAACGAAAAACAAACAGAUUACAACUUGAUCGAUUAAAAGAAAUAAAAUUGCCAGAUAUUGAUGAAAAAACUCUUGCUAAAAUGGAGCAACAAAAACAUAUGGCGUACACUGAACUUGAAAAGAGAAUAAAAAGAGAAAAAGAAUUGACAUUAGUUCAACAAAAAUUAGAAAUAAAAAAUGCAUUAAAAAAUAAAUCUAAAAAACCGAUACUUAUAAAGGAAGGAACAAAAGAUGCUCCACCUAUCUACAAAUGGAGUUUUCAAAGAAAAAAAUAAAUUAUAAUAAUUAAUUUAAUAAUUCUCAAUAAUUUUUUUUAUUUUUAUUAUAAAGGUAAUUAUUCUAAAAUAUGGUAUUGUAUUAUCUUAAAGUAGUUUAAAAAGUAUUUUAUAAGAUAAAAAAUGUUAAUUGUCUUUUAAAAUAAUGUAAAAAAUGAAUACAUUUCUAUAUUUCUGAAUUAAACGUUGUGUGAUGUAGUAGUAUUUUCUAAAAAUUCUAUUGAUGAAUUUAAUUUUACGGAUUGUGUCGUAUGAUCAUCGCUAUUCAGAUUAGAAUCAUUCGCGAUUGUUGGUGUUGUUGUUAACAUAAUAUCUAAUAGUGUUUCAGUAGAUUCAUCUUUCAUCACUUCAGUACCGGAAGAAAAUGGUUUGGAAGUUGUUGAGAAACUUGUGUCAUUAAAAUUUAAUUCAUCAGAAAAUAAAUUUGCAUAAUUAUCUGGAAAAAUAAUAGGAAUUAUCGAAAUUAUUGGAGUCAAUGUCUUGUUCAAAGUUUCCGCAAUUUUUUGAGUGCUCAUGGAAAUAUUGUUGAUUGUUGAUAUAUUUUUAGAAUUGAUUGAA
Messenger RNA from Chelonus insularis, 1608 nucleotides. RefSeq names its product probable U3 small nucleolar RNA-associated protein 11. The record is from RefSeq and is a predicted model, not a curated record. The coding region runs from base 292 to 1050 and encodes 252 amino acids. Lineage: Eukaryota; Metazoa; Arthropoda; Insecta; Hymenoptera; Braconidae. The transcript has 2 exons. Gene Ontology annotation, cellular component: nucleolus; small-subunit processome. Gene Ontology annotation, biological process: rRNA processing.